GCCACAAAGUCCAGACAGCCAUCCGUGUUUUCGAGAGAAAGUCGAUUUGUGAAGCGAUGAGAAAUGUAUUCUCGACUUGCUUCGCUUGGUUUCGAAGAUAUCACCAUCCAUACAGAGAUGUCCAUAUACUCGUCAUAGGAAUCGACAACGCGGGCAAAAGCACAACCGUCGCGUCAAUACAAAACGACUCAACAGAUGGAAUUACACCGACCAUUGGCUUCGCAUCCUCUUCCCUUCGAAUGCGUCGUUGCGAUGUGACGAUGCUGGACGUCGGUGGCGGCUCGAAGAUUCGAGGAAUUUGGGAAAAUUAUUACGCCGAGGUGCACGGCAUUGUCUUCGUCAUUGAUGCGUCAGACGCACAGAGAAUUGGAGAGGCGAGAGAUGUGUUGGAGGAGGUAGUCAAGGACGCACGGAUGGGCGGAAAACCAGUUUUGUUGUUGGCUAAUAAGAAUGAUGUGGACGGUGCUAUGGAUGAGAUCGAUGUGUGCAAUCAGUUGAACGUUCAUGAACUGAUGGAACAGCAGCAGUUCAGUUGUCAAGUGGAACAAUGUGUUGCAGUAAAAAGGAAGUGUGAUAGAGCAAUCAUGCGAGGCAUGAAGUGGCUGCUGCAAAUUGUAUGUGACAACUACAAUGCACUGGCAGAGCGUGUGAAUGCUGAUGUUGCAGUACAGAGAGAAGAAGAAGCCAGGGAGAGAAGGGAGAGAGCCGAACGAGUGAGAAUACUGCGUGAAGAAAGGUAAGAGACGGUA
This is a messenger RNA of Corticium candelabrum, 749 nucleotides long. Its product is annotated as ADP-ribosylation factor-like protein 13B. The transcript is spliced from 7 exons. The coding region runs from base 57 to 740 and encodes 227 amino acids. Gene Ontology annotation, molecular function: GTP binding; GTPase activity. The record is from RefSeq and is a predicted model, not a curated record. NCBI's taxonomy places the organism in Eukaryota, Metazoa, Porifera, Homoscleromorpha, Homosclerophorida, Plakinidae.